Messenger RNA from Eurypyga helias (sunbittern), 1410 nucleotides. RefSeq names its product calpain 7 (gene CAPN7). The transcript is spliced from 12 exons. NCBI's taxonomy places the organism in Eukaryota, Metazoa, Chordata, Aves, Eurypygiformes, Eurypygidae. Gene Ontology annotation, biological process: proteolysis. The record is from RefSeq and is a predicted model, not a curated record. Gene Ontology annotation, molecular function: calcium-dependent cysteine-type endopeptidase activity. The annotation marks the transcript as partial.
GUAAUCAUAGAUGACCAACUGCCCGUUGAUCAUAACGGGGAACUUCUCUGCUCUUAUUCUAACAAUAAGAAUGAAUUAUGGGUAUCGCUGAUAGAAAAGGCUUACAUGAAGGUUAUGGGAGGAUAUGAUUUUCCUGGAUCAAAUUCUAACAUCGAUCUCCACGCACUGACUGGUUGGAUACCUGAAAGGAUUGCUAUGCACUCUGACAAUCAAGCUUUCAAUAAAGAUAGUACUUUCAGAAUGCUUUACCAGAGAUUUCACAAAGGAGAUGUCCUUAUCACAACAGCAACAGGGGUGAUGUCUGAAGAGGAAGGAGAAAAAUGGGGUUUAGUUCCAACUCAUGCGUAUGCAGUCUUGGAUAUAAGAGAAUAUAAGGGACUUCGAUUUCUUCAGUUGAAAAAUCCCUGGAGCCACUUACGUUGGAAGGGACGAUACAGCGAAAAUGACACAAGAAAUUGGACCCCAGAUUUACAAAAAUACUUGAACUUUGAUCCCAGAACGGCUCAGAAAAUAGACAAUGGCAUUUUCUGGAUUGCCUGGGAGGACCUGUGCCAGUACUACGAUGUGAUUUAUUUGAGUUGGAACCCAAGUCUUUUUAAAGAAUCUACGUGUAUUCACAGUACGUGGGAUGCGAAGCAGGGUCCGGUGAAGGAUGCCUACAGCCUGGCUAACAACCCCCAGUACAAGCUCGAGGUCCAGUGUCCGCAGGGUGGAGCUGCCGUCUGGGUUCUGCUUAGCAGGCACAUCACAGAUAAGGAUGACUUUGCACACAAUCGGGAAUUCAUUACGAUGGUUGUAUACAAGACUGAUGGCAAAAAAGUUUACUAUCCAGCUGACCCUCCUCCGUAUAUCGACGGUAUCCGGAUCAACAGUCCCCAUUACCUGACCAAGAUAAAGCUGACCUCUCCAGGGCCCCAUACCUUUACCUUAGUGGUGUCCCAGUACGAGAAACAGAACACCAUCCAUUACACCAUCAGGGUGUAUUCCUUGUGCAAGUUCACCUUCUCCAAGAUUCCUACACCUUACACCACUUCCAAACGGGUUAAUGGACAAUGGAAAGGUCACAGCGCUGGAGGAUGUGGAAAUUUCCGAGACACCUACAGAAACAACCCCAUUUAUCAGUUCCAGCUGGAGAAGAAUGGGCCGUUACUGAUUGAGCUACGGGGACCGAGGCAAUACAGCGUUGGGUUUGAACUCGUCACCGUCUCGACGGUAGGAGAUCCUGGUCCCUCCGGCUUUCAGAAGAAGAGCAGCGGCGACUACAGGUGUGGAUUUUGCUACUUGGAAGUGGAGAACCUCUUUGCUGGAGUUUACAACAUCAUCCCCACCACAUUCCUGCCUCAGCAAGAGGGUCCUUUUUUCUUAGACUUUAACAGCACUGCUCCUCUCAAGGUGUCGCAGCUGCAGUGA